This is a messenger RNA of Vespula vulgaris, 3890 nucleotides long. Its product is annotated as metacaspase-2-like. The record is from RefSeq and is a predicted model, not a curated record. The coding region runs from base 1135 to 3819 and encodes 894 amino acids. NCBI's taxonomy places the organism in Eukaryota, Metazoa, Arthropoda, Insecta, Hymenoptera, Vespidae. The transcript has 10 exons.
AGUCGAGCGCUCAAACGAAAAUAUAUUCUCAUUUGUAAAUACCAUAUAUAACGUACAUGAAUAUAUAUAUAUAUAUAUAUAAACAAAAAACCUGGAUUAUACGUACUACAUGCGUAUAGGUCAUGUGGUAUAACAGCAAAUAAUGAGAGUGAUAACGGAUAGCAAACGGCAGUAAACAGUAGACAGUAAAUAUUGAAGUGAUCGUUUAAUAAGUAUGAAUUGACAAACUGGAGUUAUAACUUAGGACUGUAUGAUUGAUAUACAAUGAAAAAUAAUAGCAACAUCUGGUAGAAUAAUCUUUUUUAAGUCUUUCUUUUCAUAUGUCUUAUUAUUUAUUUAUCUAGUCAUUCAUAUUCUACAAUAUCAAUAUUAUUGUAUGAUCAUAUGAUAUAUAACAAAUACUAUUAUUAUAUAUGGCCUUGUUUAUAACAAUAUUUCAAGUGAUGUAUAUGUAAUAUAAUAUAUAUUUAAUCAUAUAAUUUUACGUGCAAUAAACAAUUAUAAUAGAUAUAGAAGUAGUUAUAAGUAUACUAUUUAUAUAUGUAUAUACAUCUGAUUACAUUGAAUCUUGUUAUGUUUACAUGUACAAACUUUAUUACCUCACACAUAAAUCAUUAUUUUUAGUAUUCAUUUUUUCUAUCAAAGUCAUAGAUAUUCCCAACAAAGCAGUUUUGCUAUUGUACUAUAUCUAUAAAAUAUAGAUAAAAUAUGAAUCUCAAACUAUUAAUCUUUAGCAUUAAGGUUUCCAAACAAUAACUGAUUGAUUGUAUAUAUAUUACCCACUAUGCGAAUAAAGGAUACCUAUGUUUACGAUUAUCACAACCAGAGUGAAUUUUUGUAAUUUUUAAGUUUUCUUUUUGUUCAAUUUUUUAUAUAAGUAACAGAAAUGAUAAAAAAUAUUUUUAUAAUACAUAUUUAUAAAUUUAAAAUAUUCUACCUAGAUACAUAAGUAAAUAUUAAAAAUGUUUUCAUAAAAAACAAAAGAAAAAAAUUAAGUGGACUGCAAGACUAUCAAUAGAAAAAAAUGUAAUCAAUAUACAUGGUUACAUAAUUUUUCAUUUUUUAUUGCAUUACUAUUACAUUAACUUUGGAAGUAAAAAGAAGUUUAUUUAAAUUAAAGAGAAUAAUUUUGAAAUGUAUGAUUAUUUUAAUAUGUCAUGUUUAGAUGAUAAAAGUGCACUUAAAUUAAAUAUUAAAGUAAACAGUGAAAAUUUAUUACCAAUUCCACAAAAAUACAAUGUUGGAUCAUUGAGAGUACCUGAAGAUCCAUCAUGGCCAAAAAUUCCACCACGUAAAUUAGUAGAUGAUGCUGAUGACAUAAUUCAUCCUCCGUGCGUUAUUACAUUAACAGGUACACCUAGGAGAAGUCGUACUACAGUACGCACACCACAACAUCAAUCAUUCAAAACAAUGGAAAUGAAAGAUUUUGAUUCUUCCGUACAUCAAUUAACACUUAAUACAAUAAAAAGGAAACCUGGUUCAUUAGAUCCUCGUUUUAAGCGCGUAACUGCAGUAAAAAAUCAGACUACACCAACAGAAUCUAUUAAACAAUAUAAUACUUCGAAAGAACCACAACAGAGUGCUUCUAUCAUAAAACAAUCACAAUUUCCCUGUGAAAUGAUGAAGAAAACUGCUUCUGGAAAAAACUUAAAUAUCUAUCAGAUAACACAAGAAAGUAUAAAGGAGCCAGAAAAUGAAGAAAUUAAAAAUAAUAAUAGUCAUUUCAUACAAGAACUAAACAGAGAUAAAAGCAAUGUGGAAGAUAACAACAAAUUAGAAUGUAAACUUCAUCUAGCAAAGGAUCAUAAUACAAAUAAUUUUACAAAUAUAAAUAAUACAAGUAAAAUAGAUUCUAUAGACAUCAAAGAAAAUAUUGAUCCCGUUCCAGAAAAAACUAAAAAUAUUAUAGAAAAUGAAAUAUCCAAAGAUGAACAAAUAUCAACCUCUACCUAUAACGAGAAAUGUAUAUUAGAAACUAAAACAAAGAAUGAUUUAAAAGUGCUAUCAGAAAAUCAAUCAUUACAAUCUUCUAAUGAAUGUGAUGGUCAAAUUUUACUUGUUAUGAAAAAGAAAGUACAUUCUUUACCUAGUCCUAUACCUCAGUAUACAACACAAUGUUACAAUGUACAAGUACCAAUAAUUACAUAUCAAAAUAUACCUCUACAAAUAUCAACUUGUACAUCAGGGGAUGUCAAUAUCUCCCCUUGUAUUACAAAUACUUUACCAAUAACUGACUUAUGUACAACUACACAAUUUAAAAUAAAACAUAAAAAUUCAGAUAUUCAUUCAUUAUCAUUAGAAAAACAAAAUUUGGACAAUCUACAGCAAAAGCAUGAAAUAGUAAAUACUAACAACGUUGAUACUACAGAUACACAAGUUAGACAAGAGGCUCUUAUUUUAGAUAAGAAAAUAGAGGAUAGAACUUCAGAGCAGCCCAUAGUUGAAAACAAUUAUUAUGAAACUUCUUCUUUACCAAAUAACGAUAAAAUUUAUAUUUCUGUUGAUAAUAAUAAUGAUUUUAAUCGUUCUAACAAUCAUUUGAAAAUUACAUCACAUCAACAGCCAAUAAAAAUUAAUAAUUCAAAUGCUUAUAUAUCUACUAAAGUUCCAAAUUUUAAAAAAUGUACUUUAAAUCAACGGCGCAAAAUGAGAUCUGAACAAAAUUUAUUGCAUAAAGAAAAUAUAUAUAUUAAAAAGUUCUUUCAAUCAUCAGAACCUUAUAUUACAUCCAGGCGAAGAAGAAUAAAAGCUAACUUUUCGAAAAAAGCAAGAUUGUACUUUCAAAAAAAAUCUAGAUCUGGUAUAAUAAAUUCUAAUUGUACUUUAUUAUGGCCAGGUUAUCAGCAAACAAACUGUAAACACGGUCAAAGAUUUCCAAAAGUUGAACAAUAUACAAAAGAAAAAAAUUGCCAUUACUUAAUGCUAAAGAAACCUAUUGAUGAAAGGAAUAAAGAUGUAAAUACGAAUUGCAUUAAGAUGGAAUCUUUAGUUGAAAAUCCUACUGUGUCUUGUGAUGUCUUUUGCCAGCAAAAUGAGGAAAACAAAUAUAAUGGUUUGCAAAGAUCAGAUAAGAAUACUUCUAUUGACAAUCCUAUAAGAAUAUCUCUUAAAACACAAGAAUUAUUAAAUAAAAGUUAUCUAGAAUACUAUAAUAAUUUAAAACAAAAAACAGGCAACAUAGAAAAUAUACAACAAAAAUAUUUUCAUAAAGUAGCAUUAGAAACUCCUUAUGUUAAAAGAAGAAAAAACAAAUCAUUCUAUAAUAAUAUUUAUAAUGAUGAAGUAAAAUUUAAUCCAGAGAUGCAAACAAUAGAACAAUGUUCAGCUUUGUCAAGUAUAAUUAAUAAAAAUCUGGAUUCCACUUUACAACAUUCAAGUGAUACAACACAAACAAAACAAUUGUAUGUUAAUAGAAAUAUUAGGCAAUCUUUAGAUCCAACAGGAGGCACUCAAAAUAAAACUGUACAAAACAUGGUUUCUAAGAUAGCUACAGAUAUUUAUGAAAAUUCCAUUACAUCAUCUACAUUUAUACACAAAAUUAAACAUAAAAAAGAAAAAUGUAUUGAAAAACGAUUUAUAAAAUUAAAAACCAUUGUAUUUUUUGGUACUAUAAUGUAUGCCUUGGUUGUAUUUUUACCUAUGAUCUAUGAUUAUUUCUUUUAUGAAGAUUAUGAUGACUAUGAGGACUUCACAUAUAUUGAACUCAUAAUAAAUUAUGUAAUUUCAUCCUUUAAAGAGGCUUUUAAUAGUUUCUUCAAUACAUUUUAUAGAAUCUUCUUCCAGCCGCGUGCCUGUAAGAAAUGUAACAGCAUAUCUUAAUCUUGCUAGUGAUUAUUUCAUUAUAUACAAAAUGAAAAGUGAAACGUGUAUUAAAUGAAAAGUAUUUUGAU